Molecule: messenger RNA, 6310 nt
Organism: Erinaceus europaeus (western European hedgehog)
Lineage: Eukaryota; Metazoa; Chordata; Mammalia; Eulipotyphla; Erinaceidae
Gene: CTTNBP2
Product: cortactin binding protein 2
Exons: 23
Coding region: 106-5073 (1655 amino acids)
Biological process (GO): regulation of synapse organization
Cellular component (GO): glutamatergic synapse
Molecular function (GO): protein binding
Source: RefSeq, a predicted model, not a curated record
GAGCGCGGCGUCUCCCACCAGCGCGGGUUAAGCACCGCCCGCGCCGAGAGGGCUGGACCCGAGCUGCGGCUCCGAGCUCGCAUUCGGAUCCGCUAGUGCAGGAAGAUGGCGACAGACGGCGCGAGCUGCGAGCCCGAUUUCUCGCGCUCCCCGGAGGACGCGGCGGGGGCCACGGCGGAGCCGGCGAAAAAAGAGUUUGAUGUGGACACCCUUAGUAAAUCAGAACUCCGAAUGCUCCUCAGUGUUAUGGAAGGGGAACUGGAGGCCAGAGACCUUGUCAUCGAAGCCCUGCGGGCUCGAAGGAAGGAGGUAUUUAUCCAGGAACGGUAUGGGAGAUUUAACUUAAAUGACCCAUUCUUGGCACUGCAGAGAGACUAUGAAGCAGGUGCUGGUGACAAAGAGAAGAAGCCAGUUUGCACCAAUCCACUCUCAAUCCUUGAAGCAGUCAUGGCACACUGUCGAAAAAUGCAAGAAAGGAUGUCCACACAGCUGGCUGCUGCUGAGAGCAGACAAAAGAAGCUGGAGAUGGAGAAGCUUCAACUGCAAGCCCUUGAGCAGGAGCACAAGAAACUGAGUGCUUGCUUGGAUGAGGAGCGCAACAAAAACAAGCAUGUGGUCCUGAUGCUGGUUAAGGAAUGUAAACAACUCUCAGGCAAAGUCAUAGAGGAGGCCCAGAAGCUAGAAGAAGUAAUGACCAAGCUGGAAGAGGAGAAGAAAAAAACAACUGCACUAGAAGAGGAACUCUCAGCGGAGAAGCAGAGAAGCACCGAAAUGGAGGCUCAGAUGGAAAAACAGCUGUCUGAGUUUGACACAGAAAGGGAGCAGCUUCGUGCCAAGCUGCACCGAGAAGAAGCCCACACCGCUGACCUCAAAGAGGAGAUAGACAAGAUGAAGAAAAUGAUUGAGCAGCUGAAAAGAGGAAGUGACAGCAAGCCAGGCCUCUCUCUCCCCCGGAAGACAAAAGAUAGGCGUUUGAUUUCUGUAUCUGUGGGGACAGAAGUAUCAGUGGCAAAGUCUGUUGCUUGCCAGACAGACUCAGCAACAGAAAGUAUUGAGCCUGUGAAGAAAUUACCGUUGACUGUCCCUGCAAAGCCUUCCACGGGGAGCCCCUUAGUUUCUGCAAGUACAAAAGGGAAUGUGUGCACCAAUGCCACGCUGGUCAGGCCAGGUAUUGACAGACAGGCUUCCCAUGGUGACUUGACUAUCUCCUCUGUGCCAGCUGCCCCAACUCCAAGUGCAAGCAGAACUGAGGAAAAUGGACCAAGCACUGGCUCAGCACCAGACCCAACAAGUAGCACACCACCACUUCCCAAUAAUGCUGCCCCUCCCACUGUGCAAACACCAGGCACAGCUGCCCAGAGUUAUUCACAAGCUCCACCUGUGCACAGUUUGCAUUCACCUUGUGCCAAUGUGUCUUUGCAUCCAGGUCUAAACCCUCGAAUCCAAGCAGCGAGAUUUAGAUUUCAGGGCAAUGCUAAUGACCCAGACCAAAACGGAAAUACUAGCCAAAGUCCUCCAUCAAGAGAUGUGUCUCCUACAAGUCGUGACAACCUAGUGGCCAAACAGCUAGCUCGGAAUACUGUGACCCAAGCACUAUCAAGAUUCACAAGCCCUCAAGCAGGAGUGCCCCCAAGACCUGGAGCAGCCCCCACAGGGGAUGUCGGUAGCCACACUCCAGUCAGUCGGACCAGUUUAAAGACUCCUGGUGUAUCACGAGUUGACAGAGGAAACCCUCCUCCUAUCCCUCCCAAAAAGCCAGGCCUCUCCCAAACUCCUUCUCCCCCACACCCACAACUCAAGGUUAUCAUGGAUAGCAGCAGGGCUGCCAGUGCAGGGGCCAAAGUUGAUAACAAAACUGUGGCUGUACCUCCCUCCAGUUUGCCACAAGGGAACAGGGUAAUAAGUGAGGAGAAUCUCCUUAAAUCAUCUUCCCCUCAGCUGCCACCAAAACCAUCCAUAGAUUUAACUGUGGCACCUGCAGGCUGUGCCGUUUCAGCCCUGGCCACAUCUCAGGUGGGUGCCUGGCCUGCUGAAUCCCCUGGACUGAACCAACCUGCAUGUUCAGAAAGUUCCCUUGUCAUUUCCAACACCAUUGCCUUUUGCUCUUCCAUAAACCCUGUUAGUGCCUCAUCCUGUAGAACAGGUGCCUCAGUCAGCCUCCUGGUAACAGCAUCAGGCUGGUCACCCUCCCUAACCCCUUUGCUAAUGAGUGGUGGUCCUGCCCCCCUGGCUGGCAGGCCCACCCUUCUUCAGCAAGCUGCUGCCCAGGGAAAUGUCACUUUAUUAUCAAUGCUGCUUAAUGAAGAAGGACUGGAUAUUAAUUACUCCUGUGAAGAUGGCCAUUCUGCCUUGUAUUCUGCUGCUAAGAAUGGACAUACAGACUGUGUGAGAUUGCUGCUGAAUGCAGAAGCCCAAGUUAAUGCUGCUGAUAAAAAUGGCUUCACACCCUUGUGUGCUGCAGCUGCUCAGGGACAUUUCAAGUGUGUAGAACUAUUAAUUGCAAAUGAUGCUAAUAUUAAUCAUGCUGCUGAUGGAGGACAGACACCUCUAUACCUGGCCUGUAAAAACGGGAAUAACGAAUGUAUUAAACUCUUGUUGGGAGCUGGAUCUGACCGAAGUGUAAAAACCAGAGAUGGCUGGACACCAGUUCAUGCAGCUGUGGACACUGGAAAUGUGGACAACCUCAAACUUCUGAUGUACUAUGAAGCACCAAUUCCUGGAAACUCUUUCAAUGAGGAGAAACUCGAAUCAAACAUCAUUGACUUGGAUCAAGUGGAAGAGAGUCCUGAAGGCAUAUCCAAGCCUGUUGUUCCUGCAGACCUCAUUAAUCAUGCUGACAGAGAAGGCUGGACUGCUGCCCAUAUUGCUGCUUCAAAAGGUUUUAAGAACUGCCUAGAAAUCUUGUGUAGACACAGAGGACUUGAGCCAGAAAGGAGAGAUAAGUGUAGUCGGACUGCUCAUGAUGUUGCCACUGAUGACUGCAAACAUUUGCUGGAGAAUCUGCAUGCUCUUAAGAUACCCUUACGGAUUUCAGUAGCUGAGAUUCAACCAGGCAACCAUGGUUCUGAUGACUUUGAAUGUGAGAACAUAAUAUGUACUUUAAAUAUUCGCAAACAGACAUCAUGGGAUGACUUUUCAAAAGCAGUGAGCCAAGCGCUGAUAAAUCAUUUCCAAGCAAUCUCUUCUGAUGGAUGGUGGACCCUGGAGGAUAUGACGUUUAAUAACACUGCUGAUUCCAGCAUUGGCCUUGGUGCAAGCAGUGUGCAAUCCAUCAUGCUAGGAAAUGUGCCAUGGUCAACAGGUCAAAACUUCACCCUGUUCCCGUGGGAGUUUAUGAGGAAGAAUAAAGCAGAACAGGUCACUGUGAUUUUGUCAGGUCCUCAAGAAGGCUGUCUUAGCAGUGUGAGUUACACAUCUAUGAUCCCUCUUCAGAUGCUACAGAACUACCUCAGGCUGGUUGAACAGUAUCAAAAUGUCAUUUUCCACGGCCCAGAAGGAAGCCUGCAAGAUUACAUAGCACAUCAGCUCGCUCUCUGCAUGAAGCACAGACAAAUAGCUGCAGGAUUCACCUGUGAAAUUGUGAGAGCUCAGGUCCAUGCUGGUUUCUCCAAGGAGCAACUGGUAGACCUGUUCAUCAGUAGCGCAUGCUUGAUUCCAGUGAAGCAGUCUCCUGUCAACAAGAAAAUCAUCAUCAUUUUAGAGAAUUUGGAAAAAUCCUCAUUGUCAGAGUUACUGGGAGAUUUUUUGACACCUUUGGAAAACCGCAGCACUGAGACUCCCUAUACUUUGCAGAAAGGAAAUGGGAUGUCCGAGUGUUACUACUUUCAUGAGAACUGCUUUCUGAUGGGAACCAUUGCCAAGGCCUGUCUCCAGGGCUCCGACUUGCUGGUGCAGCAGCAUUUCCGCUGGGUUCAGUUAAGGUGGGAUGGCGAGCCCAUGCAGGGUUUGUUGCAGAGGUUCCUACGAAGGAAAGUUGUGAACAAGUUCAGAGGUCAGCUGCCCUCUCCCUGUGACCCUGUGUGCAAGACGGUCGACUGGGCCCUGGCUGUCUGGUGCCAGCUCAACUCCUGUCUAGCUCGUUUGGGUACACCUGAAGCACUUCUUGGGCCAAAAUAUUUCCUGUCUUGUCCUGUAGUCCCAGGACAUGCUCAAGCAACAGUGAAGUGGAUGUCUCAUCUGUGGAAUGCCAUUAUUGCACCCAGAGUUCAAGAAGCAAUCUUGUCAAGAGCCUCUGUGAAAAGACAACAUAGCCUUGGGCAGACAACAGCUAAAAAACACCCCAGCCAAGGACAACAGGCUAUAGUGAAAGCUGCUCUCAGCAUCUUGCUGAAUAAAGCUGUUCUGCACGGUUGCCCUCUCCAGAGAGCAGAGCUAGACCAACAUACAGCUGACUUCAAAGGUGGAAGUUUCCCUUUAUCCAUGGUUUCAAGUUACAACAGUUGUAGCAGGAAGAAAGCAGAGAGUGGUGCCUGGAGAAAGGUCAGCACCAGUCCUCGCAAGAAAUCUGGCCGGUUCUCCUCUCCAGUCUGGAAUAAGCCGGACUUGAGUGAGGAAGCAGGUAUCAAAAAUAAGGCCAUAUCACAGUUGAAUUAUAAUGGGAGUGCUCUACUGGCAAAGCAAAAGUCUUUAGAGAAUGAUCUGUCAUUGACAUUGGACCAAAGACUCUCUCUGGGUUCAGAUGAUGAAACAGAUCUUGUCAAGGAACUUCAGAAUAUGUGCUCCAGCAAAUCUGAAUCUGAUAUAAGUAAGAUUGCUGAUUCCAGAGAUGAUUUGAGGAGGCUUCAUAGCUCAGGAAACAACCCUGCAUUUUCAGCAACUGUUAAUAACCCAAAAAUGCCAGUGUCACAAAAGGAGGUCAGUCCUCUCAGCAGCCAUCAAACUACCGAGUGCAGCAACAAUAAAUCUAAGACCGAGUUGGGUGUUUCAAGAGUUAGAUCUUUUCUUCCUGUUCCUAGAAGUAAAGUCACCCAGUGUUCCCAGAACACCAAAAGAAGCAGCAGCAGCAGUAAUACAAGGCAAAUAGAAAUAAACAACAACUCAAAAGAAGAGAUUUGGAACUUACGCAAAAAAUGAAAUAGAAAACCCUAACAAUAGGCCUGCCUACGAAUAUUCUCAUCCUUAACCUCUACUAUAUAUUUUAUACAGAAACCAAGGACAAAACACUGUAAAUACCUUUAAAUGACUAAAAUGUUUUUUUUUUCUGUAAUAUAAAAGUAUGAGUGCAGGACCACUAUUCAAUCUUUUGUAAAGAAUGUGUUUAUAGCCAACAUUUUAUUGUUCUGUUUUUUGUUUCAGUUUUGUAGGUUUAAAAUUCCAAUGUCAAGAAGUUAUACAGACUUUUCAAGUAGUUUUGUAACAGAAAAAUUGUAAUAAUUUCAUCACCAUGUUCAGGGGUAUUGAAACAAACUCUGUGCUGUACAUCUAUAGCUAUGUGUGUGUGAAUAUAUAUAUAUAUAUAUGUACAUAUGUAUAUUUAAGAAAAUCCAUGAAUCAAAUUACAUACUGAGUUAAUAAAAUCUGUACAACACGGCUAAGUUAACAUAUACUAUUUUAAAUGGAGAUCAUAAUUCUAUGUUUACUUGAUGAGGAAUGAUUAGAAUAUGGCAAUAACAAAACUCUUCUAUACAGUUACUUUUUAUUAAAAGCCAUAUUAAGUAUUUUGCCUGUUAAAUUCUAGUUUUACAUUUAAAUCUUUUAAUAGGUAACAUUGCUGAUUGGUUGUAUCCUGUAUAUUUAUGCUUCUGAGUUUGUGUAUGACUCCUGUAAAAUAUGAAAUUAUAUAAUGCAAUAAAAGUGUUAUCUUUCUUACAAAGUUUUGUACUUAAGGUAGAUAUAAAAUAACUACAUAAAUUCUUUAGUAAAUUAACUCAGUUAACUCUAAUUCUAGUAGCACAACUGAUAAAAUUGAUACUUGUAUUUUCUAGAGCUGUUUCUUCCAAAAUUAAUAAAAUUACCUUAUACAACUCAAAGAUAGUGUGACAGCAAAUAAAAUAUUAGUGAAAUAAUUUUACUGUAGUUUCUAUCUAUAAUUCUUCAUAAUUUAUCUAUGCAAGAGAUAUUUGUGUUCUAUUUAGGAAUAUUUAUAAUACCUGUCCACUGUGUUCCACCAGAUGUUCAUAGGAAAACAUCCUUGUAUUAGAAUAAUCGGUUUAGAUAUUUAAAAAACAAAAAGCAAAUGUUUAACAAUUUGUAGGAGCUAGAUACUCACUGGGAAAAGGUUCUUUUCAUAAAAACUGAAAUGUCAUUUCAUACCAAGAUUUAUUUUACUUAUUCAAGUAUAAUAAAACACUUUCUUGACCAGAAUGACUAA